Arachis ipaensis is the source of this 830-nucleotide messenger RNA. RefSeq lists its product as uncharacterized. Gene Ontology annotation, molecular function: zinc ion binding. Lineage: Eukaryota; Viridiplantae; Streptophyta; Magnoliopsida; Fabales; Fabaceae. The record is from RefSeq and is a predicted model, not a curated record.
UUGCUUAGUUGGCUGUCAGUGUGGCAUAUGAGCAUGCCAGCUUGGUGCAGAGUGGCUGGGGACAAGAUAUGUUUCCAUAUGUUUGUCAAAUUAGUCCUAGGUUCCCAAACCCUAAUCCCCUCUUCGUUUUAAAUUGCCAUUGUUGCUGCAGCUUGAGCUUGGUUCUGCAGAGGCCGAAAAUUCAUGAGCGGUUGCACGAUGGGUAGCGUAGGUGGGGGUCGCAGUGGACAUGUGUCGCAAUCACACGGAAGCCAUGCCUCGAGCUCUUCGCUGCGGUGGCGGAGGAAGAACUCCGACCAAGUUUGCUUUUGUGGGCUGAAGACAGUGAUCAAGAAGUCUGGGACAAGAGAAAAUCCUGAUAGAUUGUUCCAUGCUUGUCCAAGAUACCGGAAGGGCAGCCACUGCAAUUACUUUAGGUGGGCUGAGGACGACGACUAUGAAGGAUUAGAGAACUUAGGAGAAGUUAAAACUGAUGCACAAAUGGAGAGUGAUGCUGCUUUGUUAAACCAUAACAUAUCUUGGAGAAUGAUGACCGUAGAAGCUGAAGUAAAAGCACUUAGGAUGCAGCUGUAUUUUGGAUUAAUAGUUGUGAUUUUGGUUUUUAUGAUUAUGUGUAUGUUCUUUAGUGGGAAGUGAAGCAGUUACUGUCAAAAGGUGAAAAGGAUGAUGCUGUGAACCUUGACAGUUUUCUGUUGUUGUGAAAACCCUGUAUGUUGAUGUUUAUUUACUAGUAAAAAGGUUAUUUACAUGCAAUUUUUUUGUUGAUCAUAACAUAAUAUAAGCAAAUCAGUCAUUGCAGAAUAAAAAUUAAGUGAAGUAGGAAUAGAAAA